Chilo suppressalis (striped riceborer) is the source of this 1970-nucleotide messenger RNA. Lineage: Eukaryota; Metazoa; Arthropoda; Insecta; Lepidoptera; Crambidae. The record is from the annotation of a GenBank genome assembly.
GUUAAUACUUUGCAUGACAAAGAUUUCAGCUUGCAACUCAAUUACAUAUAAUGGAAAGCUGACCCUUAAUUGUUUUGCCUUCCUGGAACCUCUCCACUAACAUUUGAAAUUUAUGGUUCUAUUUGCAUUACGAUAUAAACAAUUCAAUAAUAUUUUCUCAUUUCACAAUGGUGCUAAAGCAAUACGUACUUAGAUCGAUUCGUUCCUUUAUCGAUCGCGUUUAAUAAAAAUAUUGUUUUACAAAAUAAGUACAUGAUGUUAUGGACCCAUAUUACAUUGAUAACUUUCGCUGGAGUUUUCGCAACUAAUUCAGAAAAUCUAGAAGAUGACAGCAAUUUGGACAGCACAUACCCAGAAGGACGUCGAUACUCGCCCAACAACGGCCUCCGCAUCCGGAACGAGUACGGGAGAGGCGUGGAACAUAAUGGCGUGCUGCGGAUCCGUGGUGGCAGCGUGUCUGAUACCAGAAACUAUCCUUACAUGGCCGCCAUAAUAAUAAACGGGCGGCUAUGGUGUGCUGGUGCUAUUGUAGAUAUAAACUGGGUUGUCACCGCGGCGCACUGCUUGAAUUACGUCCUCCACGUAUCUCCCAUGAAGACACUCGGUCAGUUCGUGAAGGUGCGCGUGGGCAGCCACCGGGCGCACGAGGGCGGCACCCUGGUGGACGUGGCGGGCGCUGUCAGACAUCCCAAGUUCGAGGAGGAGCCGGUGCCUCAUGCGGACGUCGCACUGCUGAAACUGGCGGAGAAUUUGGAAUUCAGUAAUUUAAUAAACCUCAUCAAGAUAUAUGAAGGCACUAAGGAGCCGUACGCACAAAGUUUCACCGUAGUCAGCGGGUGGGGUGCCACAAGGGACUCAGACACAGCAUUCCGUGACCACACGCCUGACCUGCUGACGGCGCGCCUGAAGGUGCGCUCGCGCCACUACUGCCUGGAUGCGUACCAACUCGUCAACGGGUUCCAGUUCACAGAGGACUUCUUUUGUGCUUCCCUGAGGAACGGCACAAGAGAUGUUUGCUUGUUCGACGCAGGCGCUCCGGCUGUGCAGCAGAACCGCCUGAUGGGCAUCAUGAGCUUCGGCCCUGAGCGUUGCGGCCACGAGUUCCAGCCCGCUGUCUUCGUUAAGGCUUUCUACUUCAGAGACUUCGUGAAGACGACGAUAUCGUCGUACAAGACGACCGCGGACCUGAUCGAGGCGAUGAAGGAGGUGGACCCGAUGCUCAUGCCCUACAUCCGGAGCAGCGCGCGCCCCACGCCCGAGCCGAACGUCUACAACCGCGAUGACGUCACGCUACCCGACGAGCUGCACGACUGAUGACGUCACGACACCCGACGAACACCGCGACUGUUCCCGCCACGCUAUCAGUACCCUUAGUACGAAUUUACAAUUACGAAAAUAUGAUAGUUUUCGUGAGCUCGCACUCGUACUUAGGAUACUGAUUUUAUUGUUUUCGUUUCAAUAGAAAUAAACAUUGUUUAAAUUCUAUCAUUAAAUCAUUUGCGUCUUCUUAAUUUUUAAGUAUAUUUGGAUACUUUUCACCAAAAUGGACAUAGAAAUAUAAUUUACAAUUAAGAAAACUAUGAUAGUUUUCGUGAGCUCAAACUCGUACUAAGGGUACAGAAGAAUUGUGCGUCUGAUUUCGUAGCGCUACCUGAUAAAGUACAUGACUGAUAUUCGAGUUUAAUUCUUUUUUAUUUGUUUUAGCGACCUCUAUGGUGGAAUGUGAUGUAUGUAUGUCGGUUUUCAAGGUGUUGGCUUCUCUAAUCAGGUCUUCUGUUAGAAACUCCGGACCGCGGACCUGAUCGAGGCGAUGAAGGAAAUGGACCAUGGAUGUCACGUUUCCCGACGAGCUGCACGACUGAUGACGACACGCUGCCCAACGAACUCCGCGACUGAUACUAUCACGUCAUCAGAAUAACUGCGCGAAAAUGUCGUCACGCUACCUGCUACAUUAAUGAAAUGCGACCCGA